AUGGGAAGUUGCGUCAGCUCACAAGAGGCUGUCGUCAUCUCUAACGAGACGAUACAGCCGGACAAGUCAGAAAAGUCUGGCAAAAAUGACAAACAGGACGAUGGGUAUGUACGUACUUUAGUUGCAUACAUUAGUAGUGAUUUUAAACAUCUAAUAUUCAAAUCAAUUUAGGCUAAAAUAUAGGCAUGGUUAAAUUUAAGUCAAUCCAGCAGUUUACUCAAGAGGAUGUGAGGAGCCCAGGGGAUGUUUUUAGGAGCCUUACCAUGUGCUCCCUCCCCCCCUUCCCCUCGCCACUUAUGGGAAAGUAUUGGUUACCAGACCGGUUUGACGGUGCUGUGUUGACAGGCGACUGGACGUGGCUGUGGUUCAGUUGCCAAGGUGACUUCCUUGCUUCUGAAGGGAUCUCUCCCCUCCUUCUUUACCAUCUUGAUGUUAUCCACGAAUUAAUGUAUUCUUUUUAAAGUUAUCAAAUGACCUUUUCUUCGUAAUUUUGUGCGGUGUCGUUAACUUAACCCCACACUCCUAAACAUCUACCUUCCUAACCACUUCGGCUUUUAUCACCUAUCCUACACCCACUUUUAACCACCUCAAGUUUAUCGAUUCUAUCGUCUUUUUUCAGGGUCGUUAUCAAAGCCAACACACCUUGUAAGUUUGCCUUGUUUGGUUUUCUCUAUUAUAUAUCUUCAAUUCUAGAUUCUAAUUUACCGGAAAAUCGUCCACUUUUAUUAGUAGCGUUAAUUAAUUUGUCUGAAUUUGCUUCCUUCAUUUCAGGGCGUAACCUUGGUUAUGAAGUCUACAAAGGACUUAUGGGGGAAGAAUUAUUCAGAGAGAAAGUUGAGGAAUUUGAAAAGGUGAAAUUGUGUUAUUCUUUUUGGAGGAGAUAUCAGUCCAUCCCAUAAACCCUUAAUUUCGUAUUCACUGAAAAAUGUCUAAUGCCAAAAAAACUUCUACACCAACCCAUAUAUUCUGCUCUGCUCCUGUUAUAUUUAUUUCCCUUAUUGAAAACAGUCCUACAACACUGGUACCUCGCACAACCGAAAACUUAGUCUUACGGGUUUUCCUUCGUUUCACCUAGCCUCUUCCCCCACCUGGACUUUUCGCUCAAAGCAGAAUUGCAUAUGAUACUACCAAACUCAAGUUAGUCUUUGGCGCGAUCGUUUUAGUCAAGGGACAACGAGCAACUCACCCAGUUGGAGUUGGAUCUGAGGGGAUUGCGACAAUUGUCUCUAAUCCACAAUUUCCAGCGUGUGAGUUUUUUACUCCCGGAACUACGUACCCAGUCUGCCUCCGUCACUCUACUAUCAAGUCCGUGGAUGACGUACUGAUUGACUUUUGCGGCGGGGCGUUAAGGUUUGCCGGAAGUGAUGAAAUGGAUAGUCCGUGCGAUCUCAUUAUGGGGACUGGACCGACAACACCAUUAUGGAGUUCUCAGGCCAUAUUUGAUGCAGUAAGAGCCAAUAUCACAAAGGAUUUGAAAACUUAUUUGCUUCUUGGGCCUGAUCAGUAAGUGGAAGAAUUCUGAAAUUUUCAAUUCACCCCUUUUCCGAAGGGUUUUUGCAAGGUGUUUUUUUACGUUUACGGAUUCCUGUUUUUUUAAGAACUUGAAGAAAAGUAUGUACCCCCAUUGUAGAAUUGUGACUUGAAGACUCCACUUUGGAAUUUUUUUUAUUCAUCAACAAAGACGACGAUGGAAUUCUUAAUUUUUCCUUUCUUACGUUUACAGUCUCAAAGCCAACAUUGGAGGUCUACGCCAAAAGCCUGAAUCUUUUUACGACCAGCGAUAUUACUCAGAAGUGAUUUUCGACUUCAAAGCGUUCGAUGAAGUGAAGCGUUACGUCAGAUUCCGGCUGCUGCCCGCUGAUGGGCGAUCAGAAACAGGCUUGUUGUCUGAGGAAGUCCAGUGGCAGCCAUGGUGAGUUGGGAACGUCAAAUCUAACUGAUAUAGUGGUAAAUGUAAAUACCACGAGUUUGAGAAAUCGAACCUUCGUAAAGUUGAAUUUUACUUCGGGCAAAAAGAUUCCAUACAGUAUAUUUCCUGCAAAUACGGGAUGCAAAUUUUCCAACUCCGGAAUAAACAAAAGCUAGUACAAAAAUUUCCACUGGAUAUUUUAUUUCCUUACAGGAUAAAUGAAAGGUCACCCGAUGAGACUUUACCAAUGGACUACCUCAAGCGUGAGUACAAAGAGAGAGUUUCCAAGGGACCACUCGACUAUAAACUACAGCUGCAACUCCAUGAACCGAAGGAAAAUGAUCCUCCAACGAUCCUUCAAGUUGGGAGGGAAUGGGACGAGAAAACACAUCCAUGGCUUGAUGUGGCUGACAUCAAAAUGACGUCACUAUUGUCCCCGACGGCAACGGAACGCCUGAAAUUUAUUUAUAAAAAUCUUCCUGCUUCAAUUGGUGUUUUACCAGCCGUGUCUGUUGACGAUCCCAAUGUCGUUGUCCAAAUUCGUAAUGAUGUGUACGUUUGGUCUCAGAAGCUACGUAAAAACAGAUCAAACAAGCUUGUCCCAGAGCACCUGACAUCCUAUCUUAUCCGCGUAGAAACUGGAGACCAGUCUGGAGCAGGAACGGACGCUUCCAUUUCAAUUACAUUAACAGGUGACGUACCUAAACUCUUAAGGUGAUUCCUCAGAAAAAGAAGUUAUCGAUCAAUUUUUUUUUUUACUUUCCUUAAAUUUUCCCUACCAAUGUCUGUUUUGAAACUUACAAUUUAAAAGAUAGAUCACCUUGCGGUUAAGAGAUAUGAUGAGCCAAAUCUACAUCACUUAUGCCUGUUCUGGCAAUAAUGACGCGGGUCAUUUCAUCGGUUCACGGUACAAUUUGAGCUAGCUGAAAGGUUUUUAAGAUAAAAUUAGAAGAAAAACUUGAUAGGCAGAAAGUCUCGAACGCAUGGAACAAUUUCAUAUAUAAUUUGUGAAAAAAUCACGCAAUUUUAUACGACAUCGACUCAAAACCUUCCUCGAAUCGUUGCUUUCAAGGUCAUAAUUUGCAUCAUCGAGUAGCGGGAUUUGUGUAUGCAUUUAGCUAUUUUUUUUCCCUUCGAUGUAUUUUUUUUUAAUUUGUCCAAUUUGAAGGGGAUAAUUUGUACACCAAGAUUAUGCAAUAAAAAAUAUAGAUCACUGUGCUCGUUCACGAGCUAAAGACCAUCGUACCUCUCUACCUGGUCCAUUAAUUGAAAACAAUACCGUGUUUUCGGAAUGCGCGCUUAUUCGCCUGAUUACGUAAUUUUUAGGCGUAGUACAGGAUACGCAAUACUGAAGAAUCACAUUAAAUGAUUUUUGGUCUGAUCGGUAAGCCAUAUAUGGAGUCAAGAUAUCAUUAUACUGAUAUUUUAUCGUUAUUCAGGCACCAAAGGAAAGACAGAUAUGAUUAAACUGGAUAAAUGGGGAAAUGACUUUGAGAGAGGAGACGUUGAUGAAUAUUCCGUUGAGGCAAUGGAUGUUGGCGAAAUUCUUAUGAUGCAUCUUCAUAAUGACCAAGGUGGUUGGUGGUACAAGAAUCCUGAUUGGUUCGUGAACAAGAUCGCAGUGAUAAGUUCCUCUCAGGAUGAGCCAUUUGAGUUUCCAUGUUAUCGCUGGGUGCUAUCUGAUUUGGUGGUAUUUGAAGGGAGAGGUAUGUUCCUAUAUUUAUAAUAUCUUUCCAUCUGCGGGAGAAAUCUUACUAAAGGUUUUGUAUGGCUUUCGUUACAACUAUGAGCGAAUUCGAUUUGUAGCUCUUUAGAGCUCUCCACAAUUUAUCGUGUUCAGUUUUAUGUCACCCUCACUCACCAUCUUUACUUCUGCUCUUCAUCCAGGGUAGGAGGCGAAAACAUCAACUCUUUACUAUCCUUUAUCACGACUCGAGUGCUUCUCCAGGUUGUCUCUAUUUGUUACCCCAUCUGUUUUUCCAAGCAGGCAGAUAUAGAUCUAUACUUCGCUUUCCCUCGAAGACGGUCGAAUCGAGUAACACUUCCUUUCCCUCUAUACAGGUUCUCUAACAUGACAACGUUUUUCACCUAAAUGAAAAUUCCUAAGCAAAAUAACCAAAGCACAUUCCGUUGUCACACCUUUAACCCUAUUCCUGUGCGACAUGGACGACCCAUACGGGACCUGUAGAAGUUUAGCCAUCACAGCAAAUGGAUAAUAUUUAUGGUUGGACAAAAAGUCUUAGGCCCAAAUCAAGUUUAUUUCAAAAUGAUGCAAAAUCAAUAUCUUACUUGUAGAAAAAAAGUAGUAACACACUUUUUGUGGAAGUAUCCUCCCCUUUAUCUUAUUUUUUUUUAAAUACGAAUAGCGUCAAUCGAAUACUUAGAUUAUAGUAUGGCAAAUAGAUAAAUUUCAGCAUGUUUUCCAUACCCUAUUUACAGCUACUCUUCCAUUCCAAGAGCAGCCAGAUGCCGUUAAAAACCAACGAAUUUUUGAAGUAAAAAAUCGCCAGGAGUAUUACAAAUGGGGAAAUCAGGAGGUGUACCAGGAACUUCCUGGUUAUCUUCAAGCAGCGACACAUGCAGAUAUUCCAAGGGAUUCGCAGUUCUCUGAUGAAGCUAGGAGCACCAUAAAGGAAGACAUUAAAAAAGCGAUUUUAAAACUAGGUCUCGGUUAUUUGAUGACACUUUUCGACAGCUGGGACAAUUUCGAUGAUUUUGAAAAGAUUCUUCAGAGCCUUAAUCGUGGUCGGCUGAAGAUAGUCGAAGAUGACCGAUGGAUGACCGACGAGGUAUUCGGGUCAAUGUUCUUGAACGGCGUAAAUCCGAACAUCAUCCAGCGCUGUGAGAAGUUGCCAAAAAAUUUCCCUGUCACUGAAGAAAUGGUGAAAAGCUGUAUGAAUCGAGGAACGACUCUGCAAGAGGAAAUGCAGGUAUGUUUUACUAUAAAACGCAUCGUGCAAAGUGUGCAUCAAAACAACCUGCUUCCUAGGAUGCUAUUAUAAAAAAGAAAACGUCCUAGACAAAACGAUGUUGAAGUGGAAGAUAAAGAAAAUAUCCGACUCUCUGAAAGACGAGAUGGCUCGUAUACUAGAUUUGAUAUUGGCAAUGCCGAAGGAUUCCUGUCUUGCAAAUGAGAAACAGGGGUCUAGUGCAGAAAUAUUAAUUAUUAUGAAAUAAAUUUUUUGCAAAGUUCUUUUUACAACUAUUUCUUGCACAUCAUAAUGUCAAUUCAACUGUUUUUCAAUAGGCAGGUCACGUGUACAUUGUAGAUUACAAGAUGCUUGAGGGAAUUCCAGAUAGAGAGGGCACUUACUCUACACAACCUCUGGGUCUGUUUUAUGUCAACGCUUCAGGCGACCUGGUUCCCAUUGCCAUUCAGUUUUUCCAGCAACCAAGCGACACCAAUCCAAUAUGGACUCCAAGUGAUUCUCAGUAUGAUUGGCUGCUGGCAAAGAUGUGGCUGCGUAGUGCUGACUCUCUAGUACAGCAGGUAUUUCUCUAGAUCAUGGUAUUUUAUUAGUGGACCCCUUUAAUUUAAACGUCAUGAGUCGUCAACUUGUAGCCGGACCAUAGGCUGAUGAAAGAGAGACUGCUCAAUAGGCGAUCAUUAGAAAUGGAACUUGUUGUCCAUUAGGCAUAUUUCUCAUAGAUUAGAACCACAUCUUAUCAAGAGAUCAAAAACAGCCCAUGAAAGGGUGGCUUGUAACCAGAAAAUGCCUCGUGUUUCAAGGUUGAUAUUUGCGGUACAUUUUAUUUUCAUCUCUAUCCUUGACUGUGUUUGUUCCCCUUCAGUUAAGCAGUACUGGAAUUGCUUCUUUAGUAUACGUAAAUUAUUAAGACCUCUUUGCGAUAAAAUAAAUUUCAUUCAGACUUAAAUCAUAAAAACAACUGAACAUGUUGACACGCUGAUUUUGCGCUCCUUUCUGAGUUGUAAUCUAUUAACUCUUAUUGAUAGAGAAGGACACCUUUCUGCAACUUUCUGCAGGUAAAUACCCAUCUACUCGAAACCCACCUUGUAAUGGAACCAUUUGCUGUGGCGGUAUGGCGACAGCUGCCCUCGAUUCACCCCGUCUUUCAGCUCCUUUUUCCACACCUUCGCAGUGUGAUGGCGAUCAAUAACUUCCUUAGAACUGGCUUUGUAGCUGAGAACAAAAGAGCCCAAGAGAUCCUUAAGAAAGGUUUCAAGACUUUCAAGUUUGGUAUGCUCUCACUUCCCGACGCCUUAAAAGACAGAGGUGUUGAUGAUCCGGAGAAAUUACCCAAGUUUUAUUUCAGGUGAUUGCUAAGAAAUGUACCUCAGAAUCAUCUUUGAAUUAGAUCAUUACAAGCUGCUUCUUAAUUUUUGGUCAAUGCCGUGAAUAUAUACUGCCUUUCACAGACCUUUUGUUUCCUCAAUUUCGUUAUAAAGGAAAAUUAGUAUGUGUGACGAGCUGAAAAGUGUAAUCAUCACCAUCACUGUUUUUCUUAUUUCCAAAACCCUAGUUGCCUGGAUAAAAUUACCAAUUUUCUGUUUCUUAGGGAUGAUGCCCUCUGUCUUUGGUCAGCCAUUACAUCUUUCAUAAAAGAGGUCAUCAUCCUUUAUUACAAGUCAGAUGAUGACGUCACCAACGAUAACGAGCUCCAAGCUUGGAUUAAAGAUGCUCAUGACAACGGCUUUUUAGCGGGGGAGGUCGGCGACGACCACGGAUGUCCAAACGGCCUUGAAACACGUAAUCAACUCAUUCAUGUGCUAACAUGCUUGGUGUUCACGUGCUCAUGUCAGCAUGCUGCAGUAAACUUUGGUCUGUUAGAUGUGGCAGGUUUUGUUCCCAAUGCUCCCUCGGUGAUGCGCCAACCGCCUCCUACGAAGAAAAACGAGACAACUCUCAAGUCCAUUAUGGACACACUGCCGAGCAAGUCUCAGGCUGCUCAACAAGUAGCGUUGGGUUACGUCUUUACACAAUUUGCAGAGGAUGAGGUAAGCUUCUGUCAAGCUAGGCUUUGAAUCCACGAGUAACCAGUGAUUUCGCGCUCAACCAUCUUUGCGGAUUCUUCCCCUAACGUAAAAGGAAUUCACCCCGACCCUCACCAGAUUGCCCCAAUUUUAAGGAACUUAGUUUUAGGCUUCCCCGCUCCUUUCUCUUGAGAAAUAUUCCCGGCAACUUACUAGUACAUCUCCUUUUCAAUUUAAAUUGAACUUCUUCCUCAAUAGGGACAGCCUGACAAAAAAGAGCCCCUAAAUAUAAUCAUGUUAUUCAGUUAAAGAUAUUAUAUUUUACAACGCAACUCCCCAAUGUCAGAUUUUACACUAUCCAUAGGUGUGGUGAAUUUGCUCACAGUUCUUUAACACAACCUCCGUUUUAUUCCUCUCAUAGCGUUAUAUCGGUGACAUUACACACAGCCUCUUGACUGGUGACGAGGAAGAUGCCGCCAUGACUCGUUUCCAAGUCGCUCUUCAAAAGAUCUCCGAUUCGAUCAAAGCCCGCAAUGAAUCAUUGGAAUUGCCGUACAUCUUCCUCUUACCCGAGAGAAUUCCCAAUAGCAUUGGUGUCUGAGGUUAAUAGACAAAAUUGAACAAUAAACAAUUUUGCAGAAGAAAUACGGCGCUUUUAAGCCCAUAAGUUUGUUGUGCGGUGUAUAUUGCAUUUGGCAUUGGCGUCGAAGACAUUAUCGCAUCUUUUUUUUGUUUCGUUUUUGUUGCUGUUGACAUCUGGUUUUGGCCUCUAGUUACAACAGUUCUCGAGGUUUGUUAUUUAGCUGUUUAUAAUUUUCAACUAUGCGUAAUUACACUUAUCCUGGUCUCAGUGUGGGAUCCAUGCUAUGUUUACCUUCCUUUCAGAGAAUAAUGUCGAAUUUUUCUUUGAAAGUGAAUAUAUUUAUAGCAAUAUUUACACGGAUAACAAUUACACAACAUUUUUUAAUUUUUUUUUAUUUUGCCUGCCUUGAUGAAUAGUUCUAUUUUUAUACAAGCUUUUAAACUCAAGUCCUGAUCAUGAAUUUUUUCUAUGACAAAACGUUUACCAUUUAUUGCGUGACAGAGAAUUUAUAAAAAUAAACCUCCUUGAUAUUUUAGAUCCAUUCUAGGUUAUUUCUCUACGCUUGUAACCCACUUCAGGUCAUAUAUUUCUAAAGACUGAGAAUUACAGUACCAUUUACUGGCGAAUAUCUAUUGCUAAUCAUCCUUCACACUGAAUUCAUAACUAUUAUAUUCGCUCCUAAGAGUACGUAUCUUGCUAAUUCAUGGAAGGAGCCGCGCCCCUUUGCUCUCUCCUUACACACACUCUCUUCUGUUCUUAAUUUGGUUAUGUAACAGUUUUUAGGUGAUAAUUUUUUUUAUCACGAAGAGUUUCAGCAACCAUGAUUUCCAAAUAAAUAGAAUAUGAUCGAGGAUCAGUAUAUGCAUGCUAGAGAAAAAAUUUAUACAACUCUACCAUUCAUUUUCGAAACAUUGAUUUCAGAAGAUUAAUAAUCUAAUUAUGCAAUUCGAUUAGAGUUGUACUAAAAGAGAUAUCUUGGAAGAAAUUCCAAAUUUACGGAAAAGAAUAAUACAUUCAAACAGAAGAUAUCAAGAAAAUUUUCAACCAAUGGCGUUGUAGUGACUAUCGCCUUUGUCUUCGAGAUUCCAUCUAUCAGUUUAAAAGUUGUAAUUUUCGGGUGAAGGAUUAAGUAAUAUUGAGAAGUGCAGGCUAGCAAUAGGUUGCCACCAGGGAAAGCAUGGCGAUCUUUUUUCCAAUAUUUGAACUUGACGCGAGCGACUGGAACGGACUGAGGGUGUGUCUUAAUUAAUUCUGCAGUUUCUUUCUUUUCGCGCUCGAAGCUAUAAAUAUUCUUAAGCUUGAUUCUAGUAUCGCAAUUAAUUUUCCAAUCGAAGGGGUGUGUUUUGAAACAGAAUUAUUGCCAUUUGAGGUGAGUUGCAAGAUUUAUUUCGUAGAGGUCAGCAGUGAGUACCACUAUUCAUCUUUUUGCUAUUAUUGUUGUAGACGUUUUAUAUCAGUAAUAGUUUGGGAUGUCAAGCCGAAAAAAAAGGACAAUCGAAAAUAAAUAUUAACCGCCA
Molecule: messenger RNA, 8942 nt
Organism: Pocillopora meandrina
Lineage: Eukaryota; Metazoa; Cnidaria; Anthozoa; Scleractinia; Pocilloporidae
Source: the annotation of a GenBank genome assembly